Molecule: messenger RNA, 1600 nt
Organism: Prorocentrum cordatum
Lineage: Eukaryota; Dinophyceae; Prorocentrales; Prorocentraceae
Source: the annotation of a GenBank genome assembly
GCUGGCGCGAUCCUGGACCUGGAGGCGGAGGCGGACCCAGCGUUCGUGCCCGCGACUGGGGUCCUGGACAGCCUGUCGAGGGGCGUACUGGUGAGCUGCGUGCUGGCGAGCGCGGCGGUCGGCGCGCUGCUGAGCCAGGCCGCGGACUCCCUCGGCCGCCGGCGCCUGCUGCUGAUGGUGGCCGCGCUGUAUGUGCUCGGGCCCCUCAGCAUGGCCGCGGCGCCCAGGCUGUGGGUGCUCGUGCUCGCCAGGAGCUCAGCUUAUGCUUGUGCCGCUGUUCGUUCCUCGAUCGUCUGCCCUCGUUAAUGUCUACAUCUCCGAGCUCGCGCCCGCCAGCUGCCGCGGGCGCCUCGGCGGCUGGGCGCCGUUCGUGGGCACCACGGGGAUCCUCGUCUCCUACGUCGUGUCCUCCGCCGCGGAGGCCGUGCGGCCACAUACUGGAGGCACAUGGCGGUGGCAGCUGGGCAUCGCGGCCCUGCCGGCGCUGCUGCAGCUGCUGCUGCACGGCAGCCUCCCCGAGACGCCGCCGUGGCUGCUGUCCAAGGGCCGCCGGAGCGAGGCGGCAUCGGCUCUGGCGGCGCUGUUCCCGAAGGCUGCGCCGGGCGUGCUGGCCGCAGAACUGCUGGAACUGCAGGUGGGGCUCUCCUUGGCCGGCGCGCCCGCGAGCACGUGUGCCGUGUGCGCGCAGCACCCGCGGUCGGCAGGGCUGGGCGUGGGGGUGAACGUGCUGCAGCAGGUGACAGGAAUCAACGUGGUCAUCUACUUCGGGCCACAGAUCCUGGUGUAUGCGGGCUUCAACAAUAGCGCCUCCAUGGCCCUCACUGCUAUCAUCAGCAUUAUCCAACUGUCGGCAACGCUGUGCUUGAUUGGCACCGUGGACCGUGUGGGGCGAAAGCCGCUUGCGAAGCUGGGCAUUCUGCUGAUGUGCUGCGGGUUGCUCGUGAUCGUGGCCGCCUUCCUGUUGAAGGCCGGGCCGCUGGGCGGCUGGAUGGCCGUGGGCGGGAUGUUGACCUUCCGCGCGGCGUUCUCGCUGUCCCUUGGGCCGCUGCCCUACAUCAUGACCUCUGAGUUCUUCCAGCAGGAGUCGCGGGCCGCGGGAGUGGCGCUGAGCUGGGCCUCCAAUUGGGCGGCUAACUGCGCCGUGUCUCUGACCUUCCCGCUCCUCGUUGGCUCCACGCCAAGCCCCCGCCAAGCGUGGCCUAUGUCUUCCUGUUCUACGCCGGGUGCUCUGCGCUGGCGUUCGGCUUCGUGCGCCGCUGGCUGCCAGAGACGGCGGGCCUCCGCCUCGAGGCGGCGUGCCGCGGGCCUCCGAGCGGCGAGGGCGACGCGGCGCCCUCGGCCGCGUCCGCGUGAUGCCUCGCCCUCCUUGACGCUCGGCCCUCGAGGCCCUCUCCUCGACCUUUCGUUCCUCUGCUAUCCGUCGCCUUGCCUGGCAGGUGCCGUGUGUUUUUAUCUCCGGCCUGCUCCCAGAGCGAGGGCUCAGGGGUGCGACGAGAACGCUUAAGCCCGCGCGCGCGCCAACUCGCAUAGCAACCACCUCGGAGCAGCGGUCCUCUGAAGAGAGGGAGAGGCCCGGCAUUGCGCGGGAGGAUGACGGAAA